This is a messenger RNA of Cetraspora pellucida, 131 nucleotides long. The record is from the annotation of a GenBank genome assembly. NCBI's taxonomy places the organism in Eukaryota, Fungi, Glomeromycota, Glomeromycetes, Diversisporales, Gigasporaceae.
AAUCUAAUAAACUUCGCACCCUUACUGGAAGCUGGUUCAUGGUUAGAGCAACCUUGGAUUUGAGAGAGAAAAAUGUCAUCAGAUUCGCAUUGCAAUGCUUAUUGGACCCGAGUGGUAAUGAAUCAAAAUGA